UAUCACGAAUUGUAGUAGGUGUUUUUCCUGAAUAGUUGUCUGUUCUUUCAUCUUCAUCUUGAAACCCUUCAUAUGAUAAUGUGUCUUCAAACCUUAAUGAAUUACUAUCUCGAACACGAACAAAAUUGUGUAAUAGUACACACGCUUUUAUAAUAUUUUCAGCGAAUGGUUCGGAUACAUUUAAUGGCCUAUGAAAUAUUCUCCAUUUAUUAGACAUAAUACCAAAAGCACACUCAAUAAAUCGACGAGCUCUUGAAAGCCUAUAGUUAAACACUCUUUUCUUUAGUGGUAAAUUUUUUCCGGCAUAUGGACGCAUUACAUUAUGACUUAAACCAAACGCUUCAUCUCCCACAAUUACGUAAGGCAGUUUAUAGUCACUCGCUCCUGGAAGUACUGAAUCUUCGGGAAUGGACAGUUCUUUUUUAAUCAUUUUUUUGUAAAAAUUUGAGUUUUUAAAAAUUGACGAAUCGCUAUUUUUUCCGUAGUCUCCGAUAUCUACGGCGAUAAAACAAUAAUUUGCGUCACAAACAGCUAAGAGAACAAUCGAAAAAAAAUGUUUAUAGUUGUAGUAUAAUGAGCCGCUAUGUGCUGGUUUGACUACCCUGAUGUGUUUUCCAUCAAUCGCGCCAAUACAGUUAGGAAAAUUUGUAAUGCUACAAUAGAGUUCUGCAAUUUCCACCCAUUUUUCUUCCGUUGGCUCUGGCAUAUAUGCAUUUUUUAAAUUAUCCCAAAUUGCAACACAAGUCUCUUGUAUGAUAUUACUCAAUGUAGAUACUCCAAUUCUGUAAUCGUAAUGAAGUUCUGUUAAUGUACAUCCUGACGCGAGAUAUCUGGAAAUAAAGAAUAUUCGACAAAUAACAAAAAAUGUCUUAAGACACUUCUACUAAAUUUAUUAUUAUUUUAUUUAUAUAAUUCAAUAAAAAUAAUUAACUUACAAAUAAAAUAUAAAUUAUGAAAUGUUUUACACUGUAGUGCAAGAGUUACAAAGAAAAUGGAAGAGUUUGAGGAAUUCAUUUUCUAGAGAACAGGCUAAAAGAAAGAAUUUGAAAUCUGGGUCAGGAGGAAGUACAUGGAAAACAUAUGUUUAUUAUAAUCAAUUAUCGUUUCUUUCUUCUUGUGCAGCAAAUAAACUGACAACUUCAAAUUUAAGUUCAUCACAUGAUUCUCCAGAUGAAAAUGAAAAUGACAUUGAAGAAGUUAAUAGCGACUUGAAUGAAACUACUGGAGAAGUUUUAGAAAAUGUUUUACGUCACAAGCCCGUCAAAAAGCAAAAAACUGUUGAAAAUGAAUAUGAAAAUGAAUUUUUCAACUCUGUAACGAAAAGUUUACAAGAAAGGGAACGCAGAGAAAAAGUAUACAUGGAAGAUCCAGAUCGCUUGUUUAUGUUGUCACUUGUUGAUGACCUUAAGCAAGUACCUGCCCAUUUAAAAAUGUCAGUAAAAUCGAAUAUUAUGCAAGCUAUAUCUAAUGGAUUGCAGAUGCAAAAACCUCCAGCUAUGACGGCGAAUUUUGAUCCAUAUUGUCAACUUAAUAAGCAGUACAGUAUCCCCAUGUCACCCUUAAUUCAUCAUACACAAUAUAAUAAUCAAUAUCACCGACCACAAUCCAGCUUUCAACAACCAUUAGUGAUAACAGGGGAACAACAACAUAGCCCUUGUUCAUCUAAUCUUUCUAAUCACUCAUCAACAUCGAGGUCAACUUCUCUAUCAGAAUCGUCACAAAGCUACGUCUCUCCUAUUGAAACAUAUCCUAAUCAGUCAUCAAAUGAACCAAAUUUAGUAACAUAUAUAAAUGAUUACAAUAUUAAUGAUUGAUACUUUCAUAACAUAAAUAGUGUAAAAGUAGUUAAAUAUUAAAAUUGUUUAU
Metopolophium dirhodum (rose-grain aphid) is the source of this 1866-nucleotide messenger RNA. RefSeq lists its product as uncharacterized. The coding region runs from base 957 to 1814 and encodes 285 amino acids. The record is from RefSeq and is a predicted model, not a curated record. NCBI's taxonomy places the organism in Eukaryota, Metazoa, Arthropoda, Insecta, Hemiptera, Aphididae. The transcript has a single exon. Gene Ontology annotation, molecular function: DNA binding.